AUGUUCACAUUAAUUAACCACAAAACUUAUUUAUGAAGUGAAUCGAUUCCGCAAGUAUGCACUGGCUAUCGGCAUGGAUCACGUCCUGCAUGAAGCGGCACGAAUUAUUCGUGAAGAGAUCGGGCAGUUAAACGCCAUGGCUCAGAAACAUGGAGCGUACGUUGCGACUGCCUUUGUAAUGGAGAACCCAAGAGAGACCCCGGAAAUCGCUCAGUUGUGAUCCUUCUUGGUACUCGAAUCCAUUUCAAACAUGCAAUCGUAAAGGGGUUUUCCUUGAGUUUACUGGGUUUGGUGGGCUGA
Molecule: messenger RNA, 300 nt
Organism: Haemonchus placei
Lineage: Eukaryota; Metazoa; Nematoda; Chromadorea; Rhabditida; Trichostrongylidae
Source: the annotation of a GenBank genome assembly